This is a messenger RNA of Passer montanus (Eurasian tree sparrow), 685 nucleotides long. RefSeq names its product prepronociceptin (gene PNOC). Gene Ontology annotation, molecular function: opioid receptor binding. The record is from RefSeq and is a predicted model, not a curated record. Gene Ontology annotation, biological process: sensory perception; chemical synaptic transmission; neuropeptide signaling pathway. The transcript has 2 exons. The coding region runs from base 1 to 537 and encodes 178 amino acids. Lineage: Eukaryota; Metazoa; Chordata; Aves; Passeriformes; Passeridae. Gene Ontology annotation, cellular component: plasma membrane; axon terminus; neuronal cell body.
AUGGGCACCUAUGGGACCUACGUCACCUAUGAGGACACCUAUGGGACCUAUGUCACCUAUAGGAUGGCACUUAAGGGAUGGCACUUAUGGGAUGGCACCUAUGGGAACACCUAUGGGAUGGGCACCUAUGGGACUCAUGCGGCCCCCUCCCCGCAGAUCUGCAUCCUGGAGUGCGAGGGCCAGGCCGUGCCCCGCGCCACCUGGGAGCUGUGCGCGGCCACCGGCCCGGCGGCGCCGCGGCCGCGCCGCCUCUCCGGCCACGCCUGGCCCUCGGGCCGCCGGGACCACCGCGAGGAGGAGCAGCAGCGGGAGGAAGACGAGGAGGAGGAGGACAUUUGGCGGCGGGCGGCGGCGGGCCGGGCGGCCAAGGGGGUGCAGAAGAGGUACGGGGGCUUCAUCGGGGUGCGCAAGUCGGCGCGGAAGUGGAACAACCAGAAGAGGUUUAGCGAGUUCCUGAAGCAGUACCUGGGCAUGGCGCCGCGCUCCAGUGAGUACGGCCGCGGCGGCGGCGGCGCCGGCGACGCCCAGGAGAGCUAAGCGGGAUCCAACCCUCCACCCCGCCCGCCACAUCCCAUGGGUGCCAUCCUACAAGGGGGCCAUCUCCGAGAGAGAAAUCCCAUUCGGAAUAAACGGCUCGGAAACGCCAGCGCCGGCCGGCCAACGGGAGGGACGCGGGGACACGCGG